Mollisia scopiformis is the source of this 315-nucleotide messenger RNA. Its product is annotated as putative UPF0136 membrane protein. The record is from RefSeq and is a predicted model, not a curated record. The transcript is spliced from 3 exons. Gene Ontology annotation, cellular component: membrane. Lineage: Eukaryota; Fungi; Ascomycota; Leotiomycetes; Helotiales; Mollisiaceae. The coding region runs from base 1 to 315 and encodes 104 amino acids.
AUGGGCGAUAUUUCGACUCCAGCGUACAUUAUGGGAGCGUUGACGGCUGGCGGUGGAACUUUCGGAUACGUCAAGACAGGAUCAAUUCCAUCAAUCGCCGCAGGCGUUACCGUUGGCACCUUGUACCUCAUUGGUGGUUAUCGUAUCCAGAACAAGUUAUCAUAUGGAGUUGAGCUUGCACUCUUAGCAUCCAUUGUGCUUGCCGGAUCAUCCAUCCCAAGAGCCAUCAAGAGCCAGAAGCCACUGCCAACGGGUCUGAGUGUCCUGGCGCUCUAUGGCCUUUACACGUAUGGAAGUGCGUUCUUGAAGAAGUAG